AUGGAAGUGCUGCAUAUGAGUUUUCAUAUGGACGAGGUUGGGAAGAAGAGGGUGUAUGAUCAUCCGGCUACUUAUGAGGAGAUGAGGGUACCUGGCGGGCCUGAGCUUGAGUCUUUUCCAGAGUUUAUCUCUGGCACUGCUGCGAAAAAGGUCAAGAGUACUCCUCAGGCUGGUUCUUCUGCUAUGGGAGCUCUUGAAUCUCUUGGAGAUCAACAGUACCACGCCGGCCCUUCUUCUCUCGGCGCAUACUACCCCCCCAACCCCGUGCACCCUUAUAACCAACCCGGACAGCCUCAACAACCACUCGCUGGUCCAAACUCGCACCACUGGACCAGCCUCCUCUACCCGUCAACUAGCGUGCACCCUCACACUGUACCUGCUAUGCCUGCCCAGUCACCUGUUUUUGGCUACCAUCGCCCGGUUCCAACACAAGCUCGUCAACAGCUGCCACCCUCCAUGACCGGCGGUCAUACUCUGCAACGAGCACAGUCUCAUGGGCAACUCGACGCCAAUCUCCCACCUGUUGUUUCGGCGGCGGCGGCACAGCAUCAGAUGAUGGUACCUUCCGAUUUCGAGGAGGGAUUCGGAGGCCCGCGCACGAGACGGUUGUCUCGCCAAGAAGCAAGAGAUAAGGACAGGCGCUUCAGCGAAAAGUACCAGCAAAUGUCACAAUUGCAGCAGCUAUACCCUGAUUUUACACCUGGUCAGCCAAGUUACAGCGGAUUACCAAACCAUAUUCAACCUGGCUUUGGUAGCCGUCUCGUCGUUCACCAGGAUCUAUACGGUGCUGUCCAAGCUGGGAACAUUCACGGCCCCUCCAAUGCCAAUCAACGUAUCUACGGCGGCAGAUCCGCCCAAGUCGGCAGCAACGACGCAGUUCAUCUCAGCCAGGAAGGCUCCGCCCAAGCUGGAAGCAGUAUCAAUACAGCUUAUGAUCUUGAGACUCUCUAUGACGGUAGUUUUGUCCAUGCUGGAGGCAGCAACACUACAGAUGAUGCCGGCCAGGAUCAGUACCUCGGCAGCAGCUAUCCUCAAGUGAACCCAUUUGCCAACCAGAAUCUCCACAGGGGCAGCUCUUCUUCUCAAAUUGGCAUCAACAACAACGUACCUUUUGAGAGCCAGAGCCUCUAUGGGGGUAGCGCUACCCAUACUGGGAACGACAAUACAGCUUCAUACACUUUGCAUGCCUUGCCUGGACCUUCGUCUGGAAUGUGCCAACCUGCUCCAGGAGCCGAAUACCAAGACAUCUCGCCAAUCACCAACUUCACAUCCAAUGUCGAUUCAAUCCCAUCACCACCUCCUCUCACCCCUUCUUCUUCUUCCAGCGGAGCCAAUAUACCACAGCAACAUCGAAACCUCACUCCGGAAGAGAUGAGCAAUUUACUGCGUUGUAUCGACAUGAGCCCUAGCGCUACCGCAGAAGAGAUGUUCCAAACGAUCGAUAGUCCGGAGGUUUGUAUGAACCCCAGAGCAGUUCAGCAUAGCUACCCGUACGGUGUCGCACGUCCCAGUGUCAACUUUGGAAUACAACAUCCACCGGGUCUUCUCUCUGUCGCUCCGGCGGGGCAUGAUAUCGUCCAGCAGAGGAAUGUGCUGGAAGGUCAUAUUGACCCCAGGCUGGUUCAGCAGACUUGCGACAUUAUUGCACAAGGCAUUUCCAACUUUGGAUCACACCAGCCGAACUUACCCGAUGCUACCGCAGGACAGCACCUUCCCCAACAACAGCCCAUGGCCAACCCCGAGGGCUGCAUGGACCCUAGAGACAUGCACCUUAGCUACUCCGAUGGCGUACACGGUGCUCCUGAGUUUGGACCACCUCCGUUUGACCUUGAGUCACUCGUCGUUCCACAUGACGACGGUUGUCUCAAAGGAGAUGAUGAGGGGAGUUGUUCUGUUGCAGCUGACCCUGAUGCUGGACUUCCGUUGUGGCAAUGA
Messenger RNA from Cryptococcus wingfieldii CBS 7118, 1935 nucleotides. RefSeq lists its product as hypothetical. The record is from RefSeq and is a predicted model, not a curated record. Bases 1 to 1935 code for a protein of 644 amino acids. The transcript has a single exon. NCBI's taxonomy places the organism in Eukaryota, Fungi, Basidiomycota, Tremellomycetes, Tremellales, Cryptococcaceae.